This is a messenger RNA of Argiope bruennichi, 1799 nucleotides long. RefSeq names its product heparan sulfate 2-O-sulfotransferase pipe-like. Gene Ontology annotation, molecular function: sulfotransferase activity. The coding region runs from base 226 to 1287 and encodes 353 amino acids. The transcript is spliced from 9 exons. Gene Ontology annotation, cellular component: membrane. Lineage: Eukaryota; Metazoa; Arthropoda; Arachnida; Araneae; Araneidae. The record is from RefSeq and is a predicted model, not a curated record.
UUUUCAUUCUCUUCGCGGUAAAAUUGUUCAUUCUCUGAUAUGUAACCGCGUGUUCGAAAUAAUCUGGAAUCGAUUAGAAAGUUGAAAACUUGAUAUAAUUUUGAAUUUUGGUAUUCUUUUGGAUUUAAGGAUUUAUUUAAUUGCGAGCUGAAAAUGUGUGCAUGGCUUACCAUCUAAUGCCAUCCAUCAGUCUGGGAGGAAGAAGCGAAACAUGAGAACUUGGAUAUGAAAUAUAGUUCGGUGCUUGUCGAAGAAUUCAAACCGACCAGAACUUUCAGGUUUUUUCCAAGAUGCAUAGUACUCACUUUCAUAGCCGGAAUCGUCUUCUAUUGCGUCUACUCUAUCAUUCAAGUUCCCGUCAAUGAGAUAACAUCCGGCCGUUUGCAAUCCGGCAGCAUACCCUGCGAUUGUCCCUACGAUAUCAGCGAACUCGAGAGUAUCGACCGACAGAGGUUAUUCUACAACCGGGUUCCAAAAUGUGGGAGCACGACGCUCAUCACGCUCAUUCGCAAACUUGCAGUCAAGAACAACUACAUACACUUCAACUCCAAGAUAUACGACAGAAAAAACGUCGGCGAAGAAGAGCAACGUAGAAUUGUGAAGCAAGUAAAAAGCACCCCAUCCCCUUGCAGUUUCGAUAGGCAUGUCUUCUUCAUCAAUUUCACCAAGUUCGGCCAGAGCCCUCCCAUAUUCAUCAACAUCAUACGGGAGCCGGUCGAACGAAUUAUCUCUUCUUUUUUUUACCGGAGGAUGGUCGCGAGACAAAACAAAACGAAAGUGAAACCAAGCGCCUAUUGGUUGAACAAGAAAUUCGAACACUGUGUUUUAACACCUGAUCCAGAAUGUACGUUUUUGGAGGGUCACAAUUAUAGCGUGUUGCAGCUGCCUUAUUUUUGUGGUCAGGAGCCAGAAUGCCAAAUGUUGAAUGAUGAUGGGGCCCUACAGAAAGCCAAGCAAAACAUCGAGAAGUAUUAUGCCGUUGUGGGCACGCUGGAAGAUAUGAAUAUGACGCUGCAAGUUUUAGAAGCAGUUCUGCCCCAUUUCUUCCGGGGAGCUUACCAUGUUUAUCACAAUUUAGGAGUUCAUCGGAAUCAAAACUUGCAUAAAGAGCACGUCAAGGAAGAAGUAAAAGAAGUACUGAGAGCUAAUUUAACUGCUGAAUAUGAACUGUAUUAUUUUGUACAACAACGUUUAUAUCAACAGUAUCAAACAUUAGUUGAAGAAACACAAAAAAAUCAGUACAAAUUUUCAUUUACGUCCUUGGAUCAAUUGCUGGAUUACCAAUAAUUACUUUCUUACCUUCCUAAUAUAAUUUAAAAUCGUAAUUAAUGUCUUAGUUGGAAUUCUCAUUGCACAAAUUAAAAUUUGCAAGUUGUACACUUUUCUUUAUGUUAAGAUGUAGUAAGAAUGAUGGAGAUAUUGCCCAUUACAUCUUAGAAUAACUAAAUUUAAACUGUAUUGCUCAGUUUUUACAUUCUAAAUUGAUUCAAGGAAAAAAUAGCUAUAUUUUACAGCUUUUUUUUUAUUAUUAAAGUAUUACAUAUUUGAAAUCCAUUUUGUAUACUAGUACAUAAUGUAUGUAUAUUUUUUACUUAUGAUUUCAAAGAAAAAAAUUUCUGGGCAGCGCUUUUUAUUUAAAAACCAGCGUUUUAGUCUGGUUUGUAAAUGUAUUAAUGCAAAUGCAUUACUAUGUAAUGGAGAGCUUAUAAGCUAUAAGUGUAAUGAUUUAUGAGCACUGUGUGCAUAUUUUUGUGAUUUUUUUCAUGUAUAUUUUAUAAUAAAAUUAAAUCGGAAAUGCA